AGAAGAGUCUUGUUCCCCAUUCAAACCUUUUGUGAGCUUGACUUGGCAGCAUCUUGGACCAUUGUACCCUCCAGUCCUUGUUUUGCAGCAAUCCCCGCCUUAUUCCUUUCCUACUUUUCACAGAGAAAGCCUUUCGUUUCUGGCAUGCUAGCGGACCCUCCACCUUACUAGCUGUCAUACAUGUAACAAUGGCACAACCCGAUCUCACAUCGCAUCACGUCAAUUACCUAAUAUGGAGGUAUCUUCAAGAAUCUGGGCAUGGCGAGGCUGCACUCACCUUACAGCGCGCGUGGAAUCAAGACCCGCAGAGUUUGCCGUUUGCCCCAUACAUCAAAACUCAUGCUCUGGUAUCCUUGGUGCAAAAGGGCCUGCAGUAUCAUGAACUAGAGCAUUCGCUCGACAGGGAUGGAAAUCCUACGGCCUUCACAUCGUCUGACUACUUUUUCGGGCCUACGCCGCUGGAACCCGAAACUGAAAAGGGUCAAAGUGGCCCCGGGGAGGCAGGCGUUGGCACAGACCAGGCGCCUGUCUCGCCCACAAGCAAAGUUCCGCGAGAUGGCGGCGUGAUUAACGGUCACUUGACGGCCGAGGCGGCGGCGGCACCCCAAGCACCAGCACCAGCACCACCUCAAGCUCCCACCAGUGUGAAGAAGCCGCAUAAGAAUGGAGAGGCCAACGGCGAUGAAACUCCCAUGGAAAUUGAUACUAAUGGAGUAACGACUGAAAGCAAACCCGAAGUAGUCGAUGAGUCGCCUCGAACAGCCGACAUGGUGGUGGACGGUGACGGAGAUGUGAACAUGGGUGGCCGACCGGAUUCGCAGGACCAGGAACCAGCACCAGCACCAGCACCGGUGGCGCCGACCUUCACCUUAACCACCGGCCACAGCGUUGGCGUCCAGAUCACCCCCGCCAAGGCCGCCGACCUUGGGCCCAACACCGCCAUCCUCGAUCUGGCUAGUGAUGAUCACGUGACCCGCACCCUCUGGCGCCCUCGCGACCCUACCACCGUCGUGGCCGCUGGCGAUACCUUCUGUAGCCUGUGGAGGCUGUCUUCAACCUCGGAUCCGGUACAAGAGAAACUCGUAGCGAACAAGGGGGAUAGCACCUGUGUUUCGGCGGUCGCCUGGGACCCAUUGGGUCAGAAGCUGGCCGUCGCGACCUACAAUGACAUGAGAGGCUCCAUCACCAUGUAUGACGUGUCUGGAAAUGCUGUCGAUCUUCUUCCCGAAGUACCGCGGAUGAUUACUGGGUUGCACUGGGCGGAAAGCGGGUCCCAUCUGAUCGUGGUUGCUUCAGACAGCAGAAUCUCCGAGCUAGCGCUCUGGGACGACUCAUUACGACCAGACGAAUUCCCAUCGCCUCAGGUUAUCGAGGGAUCAGUCUUCGAUCUUUGCUGGUUGGGCUCCAACCAGGCUUUUGCUUGCGGUAACGGGACGGUCUAUCAAUGCGAUGUCGAUUCGAGUAUUCACAUCGCCAAGACGUUCUCAUCUGGCGACUCUGAUCAGCCCUGGUCAUUUAUCCGCUGUGCUAAUGCCGGCUCUUCAUCCGUGGCGGUAGCUGCAUCUUCCGCCAAUGCUACACUAUGGGUGCCUACCCAUGAUAUGCGCCAUGAGGGUGCCCAUGAAGGGGAUAUCACGGCCAUUGAGCUAAAGCCCAAUAUGGAACAACAACAGGAGCAGCAGCAGCAGAAAGCACAACCACUUGUUUUGGCCACUUCUGCCACCGAUGACACGGUCAAGGUAUGGCAUUUGGAUCUGGAGUCCAAACAGUUCAAUUGUAUUCACCGAUUGUUUCUCGGCCCAUCGGCACCCGCUCUUGCUAGCACUUUCUCUCCCGACGGAUACGCCCUUGCCGCUGCCAGUAAAGAGAGUCUUUUCAUUUGGAAUGCACAACGUGGAGGCACUGCGCUGGCUACCUGGAGAGUGCCGGGUCCCGAAGAGCAGAAAAAGGAGGAGUCUAGUCCCAUGGUGAAUGGGCACAAUGGCACUGCGGAGUCGGUGCCGGAUCGCAGUCUAGCGUGGGAUACCGAUGGCAAGAAGCUUGCUUUCGGUUAUGGAAACCAGCUAGCCAUCGUAAAUCUGCAGCGCUGAUAUAUACGAGACAUGCGAGCCGGCUGCGUUACGAUCUCUUACUUUCCGAUAGUACAUUAAGAAAAUGGUAAAUAGCCAUCCGAUACACAUUUGACGUUAUUAUUUUGCGACGAAGGCAGGCCGGACUCAUCCCUAGCUUGGUGCUGCACUCAGCGUCGGCACCUCUGCUAGCGCUCGUCUCUCCGCUC
Messenger RNA from Aspergillus welwitschiae, 2278 nucleotides. Its product is annotated as WD40 repeat domain-containing protein. Gene Ontology annotation, biological process: regulation of transcription by RNA polymerase II. Gene Ontology annotation, cellular component: Set3 complex. The record is from RefSeq and is a predicted model, not a curated record. The transcript has 5 exons. NCBI's taxonomy places the organism in Eukaryota, Fungi, Ascomycota, Eurotiomycetes, Eurotiales, Aspergillaceae. Gene Ontology annotation, molecular function: transcription corepressor activity; protein binding. Bases 189 to 2090 code for a protein of 633 amino acids.